ACACCAGCUUAUAACAAAAUGUUUAGUUUUACUAUCGAUUUGACUAACAAAUGUUUAAUUAAUUAAACUUUAUAAUCGGAAUAUUAAAAGUCAAUUCUUUAAUAAGUCAUGUCAAAGAUAGGGUUCACGGGCCGCAAUGACACAGAAAAAAAGAUUUUUUUUUUAAAUAUGGGCUCUUUAUUUUUAAAUACGUUUUAAGAGUAGCGCGAGCCUAGAUGAGGAGAAUGUUAAUUAAUGAUAAAUUGAUUAUUAUUUUUAAAAUAAUUCAAUAUGUUUAUUAUUUUAUUUGAACUUGGCCCGCCUACACGUUAUAAAUGUAUUAUAUAUAUAGCUCUUUCUAAUUUUGAGACCCCUGUUAUAAACGUUUUUUGCAAUUUAUUCAUAUCGCGCAUGCAACUAAUAUUCUUCUUACUAUUUUUAUUAAUGUUUCCUACCGAAUAUAAAUAUUAUAGGCAGAGUACAUCAAUAGAGUACGUGAUAGAGGAUAUGCGUGAACAAGACGCGGACACGUAUCGUUGUGUGGCGCAUAACAGUGCUGGCGUUACUACUGCCGAUACUCAUCUGCAGCUAACAGGUGAUAACCAGAAUUGUAUCUAUCAUCAUCAUCAUCGUCAUCAGUCCAACGACGCCCACUGCUGAGCAAAGGCCUUCCCCUAGAUUGUACUUAUGGAUUUUAAAUAAAAUUAAAGGUGCGUUUUGAAAGCCCAGGUCCAAAAAAUAAUCGAUUUUUGUUGUAUCUCGGUUAUUUUUAUUUUUAACAAUGAAUGUUGGUUCAUAAAAAUAUUUUGGCGAAUCAGUCUCUUUUUCAUGUAGAUUUCUUUUAACAACUAUCAAAACCAUUAAUUUAAUAUGUAAAUAAUAAAUUAAGAAUAUGAUUUAAGAAUAUUAACAACAUAUUCAUUGUAAAAUAUGUGUAUAAAAAGUUGUUAUAGCUAUGGCAUAGUUAGAGUUGGGCGGUUCACUUUUUAUUUUUUUUAAUAGAUGGAUGAAUCAAUGAAUGGAUUCAUUUUUAAUGGGAAUCAGGGGAUUUCAAUUACAGUAUAAAAUGCAAAUU
Messenger RNA from Diatraea saccharalis (sugarcane borer), 1054 nucleotides. The record is from the annotation of a GenBank genome assembly. NCBI's taxonomy places the organism in Eukaryota, Metazoa, Arthropoda, Insecta, Lepidoptera, Crambidae.